Messenger RNA from Monopterus albus (swamp eel), 2670 nucleotides. It is a transcript of the gene lrrc41, whose product is annotated as leucine rich repeat containing 41. The transcript is spliced from 10 exons. Bases 124 to 2091 code for a protein of 655 amino acids. The record is from RefSeq and is a predicted model, not a curated record. Lineage: Eukaryota; Metazoa; Chordata; Actinopteri; Synbranchiformes; Synbranchidae.
GAAAAAGAAGAAGGAGGAGGAAGAAGAAGUCGUCGUCCAAGCGGUGCAGGUUCACCAUCGUAGUGAUCGCUGUUAAUAAAUGAUAUCCGUUACACAUGACCUGAAAGCCACCGUCGUUAAACAAUGGGUGAAUCAGGCUGCUCAACAGACCAAAGAAACUCUGAGGCUAUACGUCUGAAGGAGAUGUGUUUCCAAGCUGUCAGGAAACAUUUAGGUGCUCUGGGCGUCCAAGCAGUGCUUGAUCUUCCAACGCCGCUCAUCAAGGAUCUUCUUCCCCAUCUGACUGUAUGUCAGCUGGACGAGCUCCAGCCGGGAUUAAAUCAGAGAGGCAUAUCAACUCACUCUGGAUGGGUUGGAGUCCUGCAGCAAUUAUCUAGAGCUAACCCUGAAGUAAACUUGCUGACAGAAGAAGAGGUCAAAGGCGAAGUUAUGAGACUACUUUUUACACUCAUAUUCUAUGGCUUCAGAAAUGGCUUUGUCAAUAGAAACAAAGCAAAUUUAAACACCCCAUACUUCCUGAUGGCUGCUGCUAAAUGUAUCAAAUAUUUUGUACUCCUGGCAAACAUGCAGAAGACCCUUCAAAGUUUAACUGCUGAGCAGCGGCCUAUUCUGAACCUCUUAGAGAUGGGUAUCAAGCGUGUCUGUGUGUCAAAUUCCCUUGAUAUGGCAAAGAGGGUGAUGCACACUGUAUUGUAUAUUCUCCAUCGACUGCUAGACCACGGGAUGGCUACAGAACUCGUUGUAAAUACGCCUUGUCCCAUCAUGCUGGCUUGGCUCCUACAUGGAAGGGGAUCUCAGUAUGUAAAUCCCAAGCUGAAGAGCCUCAUGCACAGCAAAAUGACGAGUUGUAUUUCACCUGCUGCUUCAGCCAGUGUAGACAGGGCCAGUCCAGGUUUUGAGAACAGGGCUUUGGAAGAUCAGGAUGAUCAAGUUUCUCCAUGCAAACGCUCAAAGUUGGAUUCUGUGACUGUGGAGGAGGAAUCUGGAAAAGAAAACUUGACCAUGGACCUGCACAUUCUCUGUCAGAACUUCACUCCAUGUGGUGGUCCCUCAGCAGGGGCUUGUCCAUGGGGACAGAUUGAUUGUCUGGAAAUUAGGCAGUGUAAAUCCAACUCCCUCCAAGUGCUGAUCUCUGCCCUGCCCACAUUUUUUUGCCUUCGCUCUCUAACUCUUCACAGCUAUUUGACCUUCAUGGACUCAGAUGUGUUAUCCCUGGUCAGAGCCCUGAAACAACUGUCUGAAUGCUCCCACAGCUCCCUCACUGAUCUGAGCAUUAGCGUCCUCCCAUACACUGAGCUUGUAAAGAUCAUUCUGGAUGCGAGCCCCAAACUGACAUCCCUGCACACAGAGGUCCGGAGUAUGAUUUGUCAACCGCACUUCACAUCUCAUGACCUCAGCACUGAAGAGCUGGCCCUGGAGAAGCUGACGGUCAAAGUAACUGAGCUCCAAACAGAUCUGCAUGUCAUCACAUCUGUGCUGAGACGGUGUCCAUGUCUCACUUCACUUCACAUAGCUGGGAUGACGUUACCAUCUGGCUCCUCUCAAAGCCAGCUCCUCAACACUCUCUCAGAGUCGAAUCACCGCUUAAGGAGUCUCAACCUGGAAGAUAUGAAGCUGGCCGACUGCCUCCCUGAGAUCCUUAAUCUACUAAGACACUGCAAGUUGGAAGAGCUGCAGUUUAAUGAUUGCCGUCUUCUUGAGCAAUGGAGCAACAAGGAGGAGAGUUUGCAGCGGUUGGUGGCUGCUCUGAAGGCAGUGCCUUCCCUUAACAUGUUAAGCCUGGCUCAGAAUCGGCUAGCCAAGAACGUGUAUGUACUGGCAGAGCUGUUCUCCGGAUCCUCACCGAGCUCAGUGAAACGACUAAACAUCAGCUCCAACUUUAUUCAGCCUGCUGAUCUGCUGGAGUUUGCCAAGAGGUUGAGGACACAUCGUCCCCCACAUCGACUGACCCUCGACCUCAGGAGGAACCCAGGUGAUCGAGACCUUGACAUGUGGAACACUGCACUAGGGAGCCUCCGUCCAUUCUGUGUUCUACUGGUUGAGGGAUGGAAAUCCACCGACACAAUGGUCGACCACAUCAGCAAUAUGUGAAGAAAGCUGAAGAAACAUUUGUUCCGAGAAUCUGACAUUGAAAGCUGGCUUUAAAGUUCCUUCAUGUAAAGUCUGCACUGUUCUGUUCUCUGUUUAGGUUCAGUUCAGAUAGUUAUGUACUGUCGAUUCCAGUUACAAGUUUUUACUGUUUAAGAAAACCCUCAAAAUGUCAAAAACCAAUCCAACCACACCUGCAGCAUGAGUCACUUCUCUACUGGCUAUCCAGUGCAGUAUUGUUCUAAACACUCAUCUAUUCACUGUGUCCAAAUAUGAGUCUCUAUUCCAUCUGGAUCACAAUCUGCAGUGGAACAUGGACGUAUGCGAGUAUACUGAGCUUACAGAUGGACCAGAGAAGUGGACCAAGCCCUGCAAGUGGCCGUACAACUUCUCAUAGCCAUUUAUUCACAUUUCUAUUGUAAUUAUACAUUUUCUACUAAGAUUACUGUUGUAAAACAAAUAACUUUGAUUUUUCCUCUUCAGUUCUGACACACGAUUAGUUCUAUACAUGUGACAUUUAGCUUGUUCUCCAGUGCCAUUGUGCACCAUCCGAAAAUAAAAGAGCAUCCCGUCUUAGUUUGA